Molecule: messenger RNA, 2649 nt
Organism: Ailuropoda melanoleuca (giant panda)
Lineage: Eukaryota; Metazoa; Chordata; Mammalia; Carnivora; Ursidae
Gene: RBM17
Product: RNA binding motif protein 17
Exons: 12
Coding region: 155-1360 (401 amino acids)
Biological process (GO): mRNA cis splicing, via spliceosome; alternative mRNA splicing, via spliceosome
Cellular component (GO): precatalytic spliceosome
Molecular function (GO): RNA binding
Source: RefSeq, a predicted model, not a curated record
GACUCGGCGUAGGGGUUGGCGCCGGUUCGGGUCUUGCGGUCGCGGGCUUACGCUGAGUGCGCCCAGCCCGCCCUCUCCGCGGCGCCUCGGCCCCGGUGCGCCGCCGCGGCUCAUGGGGAGAGUCGGCCGGGCAGGCCGGCAUUAAACUGGAAAGAUGUCCCUGUACGAUGACCUGGGAGUAGAGACCAGUGAUUCAAAAACAGAAGGCUGGUCCAAAAACUUCAAACUUCUGCAGUCUCAGCUUCAGGUCAAGAAGGCAGCUCUCACUCAGGCCAAGAGCCAGAGAACGAAACAGAGUACAGUACUUGCCCCAGUAAUUGACCUAAAGCGAGGUGGCUCUUCAGACGACCGGCAGAUCGUGGACACGCCCCCGCACGUCGCAGCUGGCUUGAAGGAUCCUGUUCCCAGUGGAUUCUCUGCAGGAGAAGUUUUGAUUCCUUUAGCUGAUGAAUAUGAUCCCAUGUUUCCUAAUGAUUAUGAGAAAGUAGUGAAGCGCCAAAGAGAAGAACGACAGAGGCAGCGGGAGCUGGAAAGACAAAAAGAAAUAGAAGAGAGAGAAAAGAGGCGUAAGGACAGACAUGAAGCUAGUGGGUUUUCAAGGCGACCAGAUCCAGAUUCUGAUGAAGAUGAAGAUUACGAGCGAGAGAGGCGGAAAAGAAGUAUGGGCGGAGCUGCCAUUGCGCCACCCACUUCUCUUGUAGAGAAAGACAAAGAGUUACCCCGAGAUUUCCCUUAUGAAGAGGAUUCAAGACCUCGCUCCCAGUCUUCCAAAGCUGCUAUCCCUCCCCCAGUAUACGAGGAACAAGACAGACCCAGAUCUCCGACUGGCCCUGGCAACUCCUUCCUUGCCAACAUGGGUGGCACAGUAGCACAUAAAAUCAUGCAGAAGUACGGCUUCCGGGAAGGCCAGGGUCUUGGGAAGCACGAGCAGGGGCUGAGCACAGCACUGUCAGUGGAGAAGACAAGCAAGCGAGGAGGCAAGAUCAUUGUGGGUGAUGCCACAGAAAAAGAUGCAUCCAAGAAGUCAGAUUCAAAUCCAUUAACUGAAAUACUUAAGUGUCCUACCAAAGUGGUCCUCCUAAGGAACAUGGUUGGUGCAGGAGAAGUGGAUGAAGACUUGGAAGCAGAAACCAAGGAAGAGUGUGAAAAAUACGGCAAAGUUGGAAAAUGUGUGAUAUUUGAAAUUCCUGGUGCCCCUGAUGAUGAAGCAGUACGAAUAUUUUUAGAAUUUGAGAGGGUCGAGUCAGCAAUUAAAGCUGUUGUUGAUCUGAAUGGGAGGUAUUUUGGUGGACGGGUGGUAAAAGCAUGUUUCUACAAUUUGGAUAAGUUCAGGGUCUUGGAUUUGGCGGAACAAGUCUGAUUUUAAGAACUAGAGCACGCGUCAUCUCCGAUGGUCCUUAAGUGAGCUGCAGGCUGAGCAGAGACGGAAAAGGCAUCAGCCGGCCUGUGUGGCUGCUGCGUAGAGAGACUCUUGGAAGGACUUCUAAGAUAUAUGUUGAUUGAUCCCUUUUUUAUUUUGUGGUUUUUUAAAUAUAGUAUAAAAAUCCUUUAAAAAAAACAAUCUGUGUGCCUCUCUGGUUGUUUCUCUUUUUUUAUUACCACUUCUGAGGUGAUUACAUUUUUUGCUAGGAUUUCAUGAUAAUUCUCAAGUGCUUCAGUGAUAUAGCAUUUCUUGCACUAAAAAAUCUAGAAAGUUUUGGGAUAUGGGGUUGUAUUGUUAUCCUUUGCUUUUCUUUCUUUUUGAUUAAUUUUAAUAAAACCUGCAAGUUACUAAACUGUAGCUUCAUAAAUUCUAUAAUAAAGCAUCAUCUUGGCAGUCUGCCAAAGGUGAAAAUGUUUGCUUUCUCUAACAGAGAAGUUCUUAUUGACUCCAGUCAUAGAAAACUCUUUGUGACGUGAGCUAAGGUUGAAGAAUUGCGAACCUACCAUGACUGUUUGGUUAAAUCAUCUUUGGUGAAGUUAGACUGUGGGGUGUGUGGUGGGUGUAGGGGUAGAUGGGUGUAAAAACCAUGGAUCUAGCACUUGUUUUCAGAGACUCACCUAUCGUCUCAGUGCAGGUCGGAAGUGACAUGUUGAUUCUAGAAUUCACAGGUACAUUUUAAAUGUAUGUCCAGUUAUAUUUUGGAAAUGGCUCCUCGGGGGUCACGUUUCUACUGGCAAAAUUCUCAGUAGUGUUAGUUCUCAUAUGUAAUUUUUAAAUUUAUAAACUGUUUCCACAUAAGCUACUUAACCUGUAUUGCCAGUUGAUAGAAUUCUGGAAUUGUGAAAAAUUGUACCAUUGAAAUGUGGUUAUGUGUGGCUUAAAAAUGUAGCAGGACCACACACACACACAAAACAACAACCAGAUGAUACUACUUGGUACUGAGGUUCAUUGCCAGCACGGGAAGUGUUUCCAGAAUAUACUGUGCCUGUGUUCUGUUCCUUGCUUGCCUACGUACUGCGUGUCUUUCCCGGAGUGGCCGCUGGAGAGCACGCAUCUAUGUUGUCUCUGGGUGAUUACCACAUGGAAGUGUGUUGUGACCCUGUGGGGGAAGAAAGCACUCAACAGUUCUUUGCAUCCAUGGUUUGGAGACAUAAGGAAUAUUCUGACCCUUUUUAAAAAAGGAUUUUCUCAUGUUUUUAUUUAACAUAAAUAAAAGAAUAACAUUU